Messenger RNA from Linum trigynum, 372 nucleotides. The record is from the annotation of a GenBank genome assembly. NCBI's taxonomy places the organism in Eukaryota, Viridiplantae, Streptophyta, Magnoliopsida, Malpighiales, Linaceae.
AUGGUGCCGCCGCCCAGGAAGGCCGCGUCGGAGCGUUUUGCUCCUGAUGGCGCCGGCGAUGGGAGAGAUGAGGAUUGGCACGGCGAUGGCAGAGGAUUGGCGCCGGAGAAAAUUGUUGUUCGGAGGUACAGAUUCGGCCGUCCCUGUUGCUGGAGAGACAGGGAGAUAAAAACACGUUUAGCACUUGCUGCUGCAUCUUCCCCUCUUGGUGUCAUUGCUGGAGCUCUGGCUGGUCAUGGUGUUGCAACCUUGAUUGCUGUCUUGGGAGGUUCUUUACUGGGAACAAUCCUAUCAGAGAAGGUCAUAGUAUACACUGGUGGGAUUCUUUUCCUUGUCUUCGCCGCCAUGACAUUGAUCGAGAUUGUGAGUUGA